UAUAAAAAGUUAAAUAAAUAAAAAGAAAAAUCCGAUACAACCGUACGUAUAUUCUCCUCUUUGGGUGAAGAAAUUUUGAAGUGCGGAAGGUAAUCCAGCCCAACAAGUUCGAGUUCGAUGGAUGUCUGAUGCAACCAACGAGUUCGAGUUCGAGUUCGAGUUCGAGUGUAUGGUAUCGCUGUUGGCAGACAGGCAUCGCAAUGGGCAAACCAACAAAAUUGAAUUGUUGAAAAUAAAGCAGCAGCUGUUCCUGUUCUGGCAGCAGCGGCAGUGAAUGGGCAGUUCGUCGGCCGCGCCAUGGAAGCAUCUCCUUCUCACCUCAAUCCAAGCCAAUUCCCACCUCAGGCAUCACUCAUACGUCCAGCUUGCAACGGUUUCAUCCACCGGAAAACCCUCGAAUCGCACUGUUGUUUUCAGAGGAUUUCAAGAUGACAGCGACAAGAUCCUAAUCAACACCGACACUCGCUCUCGGAAGAUUGAUGAGCUCAAGCAUUGCCCCUUUGCCGAGGUAUGCUGGUAUUUCACUGACUCAUGGGAGCAAUUCCGCAUUAGUGGAACUGUAGACAUCAUAGACGGAACAAAUCCUAAUCCUGCUAAACUUGAGGAACGAGAGAGAUCAUGGUUUGCGAGUUCUCUGAAAUCAAGACUUCAGUAUAUGGCACCAACACCGGGACUCCCUUGUGUGGAUGGGGAAGGGCAAGGGCAACCAUUUGAAAUGGGAUCAUCAUUGGAUCCUCGUGCUGGACCGGUGGCUGCGUUCUGCCUUCUGGUGCUAGAAGCCGAUCAGGUGGACUACCUAAACUUGAAGAGCAAUCAGAGGGUAGUGUUCUCAUCUGCACCUCCUGAUCAUGAGAUGAGCAAGUUUUGGGCAUCGGAAAAAAUCAAUCCCUAACCCAUCUCUCCCUGCCCUUCACCUUCUUCUUGCUCAUUAUUAAGAAGAAGAAAAUCAAUAAUAACAAAAAGGAAAAGAACUAACUGAUAUAUACUACUACUGUCACAGCCACAUCAUAUAUGUUGUUUGUGGGGUGCGGUAGGGUGGGUGGUGGCCACAAGCACAUAGAUUAUUAUUAUUAUUAUUAUUAUUUUUAUUUA
Messenger RNA from Andrographis paniculata, 1092 nucleotides. Its product is annotated as pyridoxine/pyridoxamine 5'-phosphate oxidase 2. The record is from RefSeq and is a predicted model, not a curated record. The coding region runs from base 275 to 892 and encodes 205 amino acids. Gene Ontology annotation, molecular function: FMN binding; pyridoxamine phosphate oxidase activity. Gene Ontology annotation, biological process: pyridoxine biosynthetic process. NCBI's taxonomy places the organism in Eukaryota, Viridiplantae, Streptophyta, Magnoliopsida, Lamiales, Acanthaceae. The transcript is spliced from 7 exons.